This is a messenger RNA of Cebus imitator (Panamanian white-faced capuchin), 1880 nucleotides long. RefSeq lists its product as uncharacterized. The transcript has 3 exons. The coding region runs from base 1 to 645 and encodes 214 amino acids. The record is from RefSeq and is a predicted model, not a curated record. NCBI's taxonomy places the organism in Eukaryota, Metazoa, Chordata, Mammalia, Primates, Cebidae.
AUGUCGCCCAAGGAAGCCGCGGGGACACAAGGUCCUCGGGAGAUCCUGUGGGGACAGCGCCCAGUCUCUAUUUUGGGAGACCUGGUUGACAGCGCGGGGUGGGAAGGGGAGGCUCGGUCGAGCUUAGUAAGAAGAGCCCAGGGCGCCCCGCGCCCUCCCACAUUCCUCUCCGCCCCCCGGCCCGGACCUGCCGGAGCCUCAGUUUCCCCGGGGACGUCGCCCCGCCUCCACCGCCGCCCGCCUCCAAGCUCCGGCCUAGAGGGAGGAUGUGUAUUUCGCCUUCCGGAAAAUGUCUAUUUUCGUUUAUUUCGUUCGCCCUCCCACGUCUUGUGCGCCUGCUCCAGGAGGGCCGCCGAGUUACCGAGGGCACCGCGGGAGGCGGACGCCGAGGCCUCAGGCUGGGUCGAGCAGCCCUCGCAGCUGCCCAGUCCGGCCGCUCAGCGGAGCGGGCUAGAAACCGCUCAACCUGCAACCGCUCGGGCCGCAACGGCUCUGCGCCGGCGCACGAAGGCAGAGCCGCCGCACUGCCCAGUUACCGUAAAGCCCCGACGCCCGGCCGGCGCGCACCUGUCUCACAGCUCAUCGGAGUCUCAGCUCCUGGCUCGCGCGAGCUUCCUAGAGGCAGAAAUACAAGUGUCUGCUUGAGUGAAGGAUUUGUGCUGAAAGGACCCUGGAGGAGGGACUGGCCGUCUCCAGUUGUGGACAUCAGAGCAUCAGGGCCAAGCUGUACCGCUGAUGUUUGUCUCCAUUGCUUGCUUGCCACCUACCUUGACUCACUGGAAUUCAGCUGGGGUGUGGUGGGCAUCUUCCAUCGGACUGUUUUGUUCUGUGCCUGGUAAGCAGCCUGGCUCACUGUGGGCCCCACAACCCCACCCUCUCCUCUGAUUAUGCUUUCCCUAAUUCCACCCAUCAUAUUUGAGACAGCAGAGUCUGUAUGGCCUGUGCUGGGAAGGUGCUUAGAGGAAUAUAAAAGCUCUUAAGAAUCCAAACUGCCAGUAGGGAGGUUAUCAACUAACUGUCGUGACAAGACCAGUCUGUGUUUCUGGUUGCAAACAACAAAACUAUCUGGCUAGAUUAAAAUGGAAAAGGAUUUAUAGAGAAUAUUAAGAAGCCCAUAGAAUUUCUAAAUGGUUUUAAAUCCACACAGAUAGCAAUAAUCCACAGCCAUGCUAUGGGCUUGCUCUAGUCUCUGGAGAGCAUACUGUCACCGCCUUCACUGGGCACUUUUGCUGAGCAUCUUUCCUUGGGAUUGGCUGCCUGAUGCUCCACCCUUGCUUCCCUGACCAUGAGGCAUCUUUGCUACUCUGCUUCCUGGAAGAUCGGUCCCCUAUUCCAUUUCUUCCCAUUGCUCACCUCUGAAUCCCAGGUGAAACCCAGCUACACGCCCCAUCUUAGUUGCAGGGAAGUAAUGCCGUGAAGGUGAGAAUGCAAACUUUGGGGUUUCUACUGGGAGAAGGUAGGGUUUAUAAUGUAGAAAUAUUACUGAAAUGUAGGGACAGUGCUGAAAAGAAGUCGGUGGCCACAAAUGUAAAUAUUUGCUAUCCAGUGUAUGAAAACUACUGCUUAAAAACAGCAAUGCAGUCAAAGGUGAGAUUUUGUGGCAUAAGUUAUUUGAGUAUUAGGGGAUUUCAGAGAAUGGAAAGGAACUUGUGACCAGUGAUUUGGCACAGAUGACUUGGAGUAGAAAGGUCUUGAAUGCGGUGUGCAGGAAAGAAAGGAUCUGAAUUGGGAGAUGAGAAGAAGGCAGAGGAAGAAUUUUCCUGGGGGAGACUGCAUGGGCGAAGAUGUAGAGGAGGAGGGUGGCCAUAGCAUUUGUUGUCCCAACCAGCAUACUUGAGUGUGAAAGGAAGCACACUAAAAAAUUGUACUGGGACGGGCCA